Letharia columbiana is the source of this 381-nucleotide messenger RNA. RefSeq lists its product as uncharacterized. The transcript is spliced from 3 exons. Gene Ontology annotation, biological process: mRNA processing; regulation of mRNA splicing, via spliceosome. Gene Ontology annotation, cellular component: spliceosomal complex. The coding region runs from base 1 to 381 and encodes 126 amino acids. The record is from RefSeq and is a predicted model, not a curated record. NCBI's taxonomy places the organism in Eukaryota, Fungi, Ascomycota, Lecanoromycetes, Lecanorales, Parmeliaceae. Gene Ontology annotation, molecular function: RNA binding.
AUGGCUUCGAGUGUGGAUGCAAAGCUGCUCAAGUCGACAAAGUUCCCAGCAGAGUUCAGUCAGAAGGUUGACAUGCAGAAGGUCAACGUCGAAGUCAUGAAGAAAUGGAUCGCUGGCAAGAUUUCCGACAUACUUGGGAAUGAGGAUGAUGUUGUUAUUGAGCUCUGCUUCAAUUUACUCGAAGGUUCACGUAAUCCUGAUAUCAAAGUGCUACAAAUCCAGCUUACAGGGUUUCUCGACAAGGAUACUGCCAAAUUCUGCAAAGAGUUAUGGUUGCUCUGCCUCAGCGCUCAGAGCAACCCCCAAGGCGUGCCCAAGGAAUUGCUAGAGGCCAAGAAGCUAGAAUUGAUACAAGAGAAGGUAGGGUACGCGGUUGUUUAA